AUGGCCUCCCCGAAUUCCCUUUCAUCCGCAUACAACAGCAACCUGUAUCAACAAUCAUCCCGACCGGUGGCCCGAUCCGCGGUUUCACGUCCCGGAUCCAGACGGGUCUCCCCAGCCCUCCAGCACGCGGGGUCGAAAACAUCCCUCUCCCGACACUACUCUGGCGACAGCUCUGAUGAUGAAGUCCCGGAACCGAAAUUUAGCGCCUCCGUCAAAGCGCUUUUGGACGCAGAUGGCUUAGGGUCUUCUCCCAGCCUCCAGAAAGGACAUGCAGCAUAUGAGCGACGGGCCGCCGCAUUGGGUUCUAGACAUGGCAGCCAAUCACCACGCAAUUCAUCGCCUCACGACAAUUCUACAGGGAGCCCAGCACCGCGGGUCGUUCGCAUCGGUGGUGCCUCCAGGUACUCGCGUGAAGGCUCUCCACUUUCCAACAGCCAUAUUGCCGAGCCGGAAGCGCAAAGGCAUCCUGAUGACUUCAAGACUCCUGCGCCACGACCACGCAGUGUACGCAUCAAUGCGUCGCGCAGCGAUACAAGAUCGCCGUCAUCCCAGUCGCCGUCUCUGAACCGGUCUUCUGAACGAAACUCCGGUGAUGAGUACGGCAGCGCUGAUCGGUCUGAUAGCGACCGGAAGUCGCAUUACGAAGAUGAUCCUGUGGCACGAAUCGGCACUGCUUCGGUCUUACGGAGUCGCAACUUGGAUGAGUUUGGCCCACAGAGCUCUUUGCGAGUUAAGCGGGUUGGGCGACUUACUGGAACUUUCCUCAAUGGACCUGCUCGAAGAGGAGUGUUGCGCCGCCAGAGUGAAGAGAACCAUGAAGAUAACUAUCUGAAUGACGGUUUAAGGGAGAACGGAGAAUCCAACUAUGACAAUAUUGAGUCUCAACCUCGAGAUAUUGAAAAGCCAUCAUCACCGAAGGUUUCAUGGGCAGACCCGAGCCCACCCCAGGACAGUGAAUGGCGACGAUCUGAACGACCUGCAAGCACAGUGCGGAAUGACGGUCCGUUCUCGAGACCAUCUUCGCCCAGGUCUUAUGGAUCCCAAUCCAAGUCCACUCCUGCGUCAUCCGACCAGUCUUCAAGGUCAUCCAGCGCAAGAGAACAGCCCGCUUUUAAAGUUCCAUCUUUACCUCAUCUACCCUCAGCAAGGGACCAGGAGAAUGAUCCGCCGCCAACUUUCAGACGGACAAAGCCACAGGGCUUGAAUGUGCUGGACAAACCCGACAAGUUAUCAUCUAUGUACGAAACCGAAAAGAAACAAGUUGCCGAAACACCAGCAGGAAACUCACCACGCAAGAUUCUUGCUACCAGAAGUAGUAACACCCCUCAUCGACCGGCGCCGCCACCCCCGAAAAUGUCCGUUUUGGAGACUGCAACCGCAACUGGUGGAGCAUCGACAUCACAGUCACGAAAAAAGCGAACUCAAGUAACCAUCAAUCAAAAGCAUUUCACUCGACUCGACUGCAUUGGCCGUGGAGGUAGUUCUCGUGUCUAUCGUGUGAUGGCUGAAAACUACAAGAUUUUCGCGUUGAAGCGAGUAAAUCUGGAAGAUCUCGACCCGCUCACGCUCACUGGCUACAAGGGUGAAAUUGAUCUGUUGAAGAAAUUGGAAAAUGUCGAGCGUGUGGUGCGUCUGUUUGACUGGGAACUCAAUAUGGACAAACAUUCGCUCAGCGUACUCAUGGAAAUUGGUGAAUCCGAUCUAGAGAAGAUUCUCGUGCAUCGCCUCAAUGCGGAAGAUGCUGUCUUCGAUAUCAACUUCACCCGUUUCUACUGGAAGGAGAUGCUCGAGUGUGUCCAGGCUGUCCACGAACAUAACAUUGUCCACUCCGAUUUGAAACCGGCCAAUUUCCUUAUGGUUCAGGGACGCCUAAAGUUGAUCGACUUUGGUAUUGCCAACGCCAUUCAAGACCACACCGUGAACGUUCACCGAGAACAACAAGUUGGAACACCCAACUACAUGUCCCCGGAGGCCUUGGUUGACUCCAACGCAUCCCUUGGGCUCCCUGCAAGCGUUGGCAAGGUGAUGAAAUUGGGUAAGCCUAGUGAUGUUUGGAGUCUUGGCUGCAUUUUGUACAAAAUGGUUUACGGCCACCCACCAUUUGCCAAGAUCGCCAAGUAUUAUGAGCGUAUCAUGGCAAUUCCCAACCCUCGUGUACAAAUCGAAUUCCCUGCUCAUGCUAUCGGUGGUGUCCCUGUGCCUCCUGGACUGAUUCGGACUUUGAAGCGCUGUCUGCAGCGUGACCAAACCCUACGACCAACUAUCGAAGAGAUGCUCGGUCCCCGAGACCAAUUCUUGCACCCCGAUGCUCAGCUUGAGGGUGCCGUUCCUGUGACUCAAGAUAUGCUUGGACGCAUCCUCGCCAACGUUGUACACCACUGCAAAGCGCGUGGCAUUCCCAAAGAGGAAGAACUUGCUCAAUGGCCCGCCGGAUUCUUUGCGAAAAUCAAAGCAGCCUUGGAAGAAGAAAAUCCUUGA
Penicillium pulvis is the source of this 2478-nucleotide messenger RNA. Its product is annotated as serine/threonine/tyrosine protein kinase MPS1. NCBI's taxonomy places the organism in Eukaryota, Fungi, Ascomycota, Eurotiomycetes, Eurotiales, Aspergillaceae. Gene Ontology annotation, cellular component: kinetochore; nucleus; spindle. Gene Ontology annotation, biological process: chromosome segregation; meiotic spindle assembly checkpoint signaling; protein localization to kinetochore. The record is from RefSeq and is a predicted model, not a curated record. The transcript has a single exon. Gene Ontology annotation, molecular function: protein serine/threonine/tyrosine kinase activity; ATP binding; protein serine/threonine kinase activity. The coding region runs from base 1 to 2478 and encodes 825 amino acids.